Calidris pugnax (ruff) is the source of this 684-nucleotide messenger RNA. It is a transcript of the gene CLDN19, whose product is annotated as claudin 19. The transcript is spliced from 4 exons. NCBI's taxonomy places the organism in Eukaryota, Metazoa, Chordata, Aves, Charadriiformes, Scolopacidae. Bases 21 to 416 code for a protein of 131 amino acids. Gene Ontology annotation, molecular function: structural molecule activity. The record is from RefSeq and is a predicted model, not a curated record. Gene Ontology annotation, cellular component: bicellular tight junction; plasma membrane. Gene Ontology annotation, biological process: cell adhesion; bicellular tight junction assembly.
UCCAGACCUCCCGGGCUCUCAUGGUGAUUUCUCUCCUCCUGGGCUUCUUCGGCAUCAUCGUGAGCGUGGUGGGCAUGAAAUGCACCAAAGUCGGGGAAGAAGACCCCGUGACCAAGAGCCGCAUCGCUGUUGCCGGUGGUGUCCUCUUCAUCCUCUGUGGUCUGUGCACGUUGGCCGCCGUGUCCCUGUACGCAACACAGGUCACCUAUGAGUUCUUCAGAGAGAGCACCGUCCCCGUCAACGCCAGGUACGAGUUCGGCUCGGCGCUCUUCAUCGGCUGGGGGGCCGCCAGCCUCACCGUGCUGGGGGGGUCCCUCCUGUGCUGCUCCUGCCCCCCCAAGGAGCGGCGAGGACAGCAGUACUACCGGCAGUCGCAGCCUUCCACGGCUCGGGAGAUCCCCUGGAGCGGGCGCUGAAGUCUUCAAACUCCGCCGUGCUAAUUGCCCCGACGUGCUAAUUGCCCCCACCUUAAAAUGUACCUCUGCUCCUAACCUCUCUGCAAACGCCGUCGCUCCGAUUUCACCCAUAAAUCCCCCCAAAAUCCCCCCCUGGACCUCCAUCCGUCUUUCUGUAUUGCAUGUGCUGUGUGCUAACCUGCAGGAAACCAUCCAAAGAGCUUGAGUAUAUGUAUUUUUUAUUAUUAUUAUUAUUUUAAAUUUUUGUUAAUCCCAAUUAGCUGAAGCA